Labrus mixtus (cuckoo wrasse) is the source of this 2086-nucleotide messenger RNA. Its product is annotated as gap junction gamma-1 protein-like. The coding region runs from base 438 to 1820 and encodes 460 amino acids. The transcript is spliced from 3 exons. Gene Ontology annotation, cellular component: connexin complex. Gene Ontology annotation, biological process: cell communication. The record is from RefSeq and is a predicted model, not a curated record. Lineage: Eukaryota; Metazoa; Chordata; Actinopteri; Labriformes; Labridae.
UCUGAACUGACACAAUCAAGCUCUCUCUCCUCAGCCCAGUCUCCUUGAUAAAAGACAAUACAUUACCCAAAUUAGCAGAAACUUCCCUUUAGGUGAAACUAUGACCACAUUUUACAGUGUGGGCGUCAACAUAAUAUUUUUUGCUGGUAUUCGGCGAUGGUGAUUUUACAUUCCCUGAAGAGUAGUUCAUCUUCUUGCCGGUGUAUUCGUGAAGCCUUAACGUUUAUCCAGCUUUGUUUGACCGAGCGGACCGGCGCCAAAUGUGAGUCUGAUGAAGUGAGGAUGCUGUGGGGAGUUCGCACAUAAGGCACAUGGGGUUUGAAAACUCUCGUUUUGUUGCUGGCCGGGGAAACUACGAGGAUUUGAAGGACAAAACAAAAAGAGGGUAGUAACAGGAGGUGUGAGUUGCCUCUCACUGUUGUCUCCCUGCCACUACCAUGAGUUGGAGUUUCCUGACUCGCCUGCUGGAAGAAAUCCACAACCACUCCACAUUCGUGGGCAAGAUCUGGCUCACGGUUCUCAUUGUGUUCCGCAUCGUGCUGACAGCCGUGGGCGGCGAGUCCAUCUACUACGAUGAGCAGAGCAAGUUUGUCUGCAACUCGGGCCAGCCGGGCUGUGAGAACGUCUGCUACGACGCCUUCGCUCCCCUCUCGCAUGUCCGCUUCUGGGUUUUCCAGAUCAUACUGGUGGCCACACCCUCACUCAUGUACCUGGGCUACGCCGUCAACAAAAUCACUCGCGCAGAGGAGCAGGCGGGCUUUGGGGGAGGUGGAGUUGGUGGAUAUUCGCGGAGGAAAUCCAAGAAGCACUAUAUGUCAGGCAGGAAGCAGCACAGGGGCAUUGAAGAGGCAGAGGAUGACCAAGAGGAGGACCCGAUGAUCUAUGAGAUGGCAGAGGUGGAGAGCGAUGCUGGUGGAGCAGCGAAAGAAAACAGUGGUGAUGGACAGGCGAAGGGUAAAGUACGCCAUGACGGGCGGCAGCGUAUCAAAGCAGAUGGACUGAUGCGUAUUUAUGUGCUUCAGCUCCUGGCCCGCUCCCUGCUGGAGGUGGCUUUCCUGUGUGGACAGUACGCUCUGUAUGGUUUCGCUGUUCCCGCCUCCUACGUGUGCUCAGACCUGCCCUGUCCUCACAGCGUUGACUGCUUUGUGUCACGACCAACUGAGAAAACCAUUUUCCUCCUCAUCAUGUACACCGUCUCCCUGCUAUGCCUGGCGCUCAACAUAUGGGAGAUGCUACACCUGGGAGUAGGUACCAUCUUUGACAUUAUGCGCUACCACAGGUCUGAGCUCUCCGAUGACGAGCUGUACGGGCUCAGACGCGGACAUGAGGCUCUCAACAAUGCCGGAUUGAGUGGAGAGGAUUACAGCAGCUACCCUUUUUCAUGGAACGCACCAUCAGCGCCACCUGGCUACAACAUCGCCAUCAAGCCUCCUCUGGUAUCUACGGGACACCACGAACAACCACUUCCCAUCACCGAUCUCAGUAACGCCAAGAUGGCAUGCAGGCAGAACCACGUGAACAUCGCCCAGGAGGAGCGCCAGCAGUACACCAAUAAUGAUGAGAACCUGUCCGCACAUGGGAUGGGAGAUUCCCCCCGAGGUGUUCAUAAGGACAUUUGUCAGCCUCAGAGCAGGCUGCAGGCUGACAGUCAGGCCUACAGCCAGCCACAGAUCCACAGUAAUAACCACAGCAAGCCUCAGCGUGAACGCAAACACAGACAGGCUUCCAAACACACCGCGAGCAAGACAGACGGAGACCGAGGCAGCAGCACAAGCAGCAGCAGCAAAUAUGGAGUCAUAAAGGGUUCAGAGUGGAUCUAAGAUACAGACUUUGACUUUUGAUGUUGUAGAUAUUUAACAAUGAAAAUCCUUCUCACACUGACACAAUAGCUAUGCUUGUGUUGUGUGUCCAUACUACAAACACAUGGACACAUCUCCCAGUCAAUAGUUUAUUUUCAACACUAUUUCCCUGUCGAGUCAACAUAUCUUUAAAUUCAGACUAUUCUGGAUUAGUCUGAAGUUAAGAAAAACUCAGAGAACAAUCAACAUUGAGCACAACCUCUUUAACAAAGCUCAACAUGAAGUCU